CUGGGUUUAGCAGCACUAAGGAACUAUUACCACCCAGAAUUGUUUCUCUCCCUCAUUCUUCCCCAGCCCCCCAAGGCUGUAAUUGCCGUGGUCGUACACUUUCUUGCGGUCUUAUUCUAAACUAAUGACCUGCUCUCUCAAAGGGUCAAAAGGUUGCCCGGUUUCCAGAGGAACGCCGUGUUCUCGGGCCUGAGGGGGCUGUGAGGCGAUGCAGGCGAGACCCAUUGCCUUCCCAUAACUUCCGACAGCCGCAGCAACCUCAUCUGGAACGACCCAUUGCACUAGAAGGCGAUGGCACAGGAUGCGCGCAUUUUGCGCGCACUUCCUCCAGGUCCAGGCUCGGUCUUAGAUUCUCAACUAAACGAGAAAACAACCAAUACAGAAUGGAUGUCUGGAGGCAUCAACCACGCUCAUAACGGGCAAAGUAAUCAUGACCAUUUUCCCGAACUUCCUCGCCAUGGCGCGCUGGAAUUGUCGCCUAAUGCCUUACAGACGCUAGAGGAAGCGUCAACGGAGGAUGGUCAGGAUGAUGUCAUGUUAGAAAAGAGAUUGCGAACUCUUCCGGCUUGGAUCCGAUCUGUCGAUUACAAGGAACCUGAGGGCGAAUCUUCUGCCGCCUCGCGACUAUUACCUUCGCAUCCGGAUGAUGCCGUUGUCGCUCAACAUAACCACUCGCCCUAUACGACUGCAAGAGUAGAUUUUGCAAGUCGAGGAACAAGCUUGGAGGAAGGGCGCGCGACAUCGCCUCGCGAAUCGCGUUGGAAGAAUUUCUCUAAAUUAAUUGCCUACCCAAGGGACCCAGGUGUUGAGGAAAAGCUUGUGACCCCCGAAUGGCUGAAUGAAAACCAUGGUGACUACUCACAACCAUGGCGCGGAAGACUUGAAGAAUGGAGUGGGGAGGAUACAGAAGAUCCGCUGAGAAUGAAACGGCGGAGAGAGAUUUGGUUCAAACGCUUCCAUCAUACCUUAUUGAAGAGUCCUAUCGUACCCUUGGUUUUUCGCCUAACAGUGUGGGUCUUUUCGCUCACUGCGCUUGCGCUUGGAGCCUCUAUUCAGCACAUGUCGCAUCAGUAUGCGCAUCCUCAGGGCCCCUCUGCGCUAAUGGCGAUUAUUGUCGAUGCCGUGGCCCUGGUUUACCUGGUGUAUAUUACUUGGGAUGAAUAUACUUCCAAACCGCUGGGUCUUCGCUCCCCAUCGGCCAAAGCACGGCUUGUCCUUCUCGAUAUUUUCUUCAUUGUCUUUGACUCUGCCAACCUAAGUUUGGCCUUUGAGUCACUGUCCACAGUUAGUGGCGCAUGCACCGUCGGUGAGGUUAACCAGCAGGUCGCUCCUAAGAACAAUGCAAUCUGCGACCGACAAAUUGCACUAGCCAGUGUUCUAUUAAUUGCUCUUUUGGCUUGGCUUACAACAUUCGCCAUUAGUGUUUUAAGACUCGUAGAUCGCGCUGCACAGUGAUGCUCCUUUUUUGCUUUCUAACAUCUUAUCUUGCGCUAUUGCCCUUACAAUAGUUGCUUGCGCCGCUCUUUCAAUCUAUGAGGCCCAGCUCAAGGUCCCCCUUUUUCC
Molecule: messenger RNA, 1563 nt
Organism: Aspergillus caelatus
Lineage: Eukaryota; Fungi; Ascomycota; Eurotiomycetes; Eurotiales; Aspergillaceae
Product: phospholipase D regulator
Exons: 3
Coding region: 292-1455 (387 amino acids)
Biological process (GO): positive regulation of catalytic activity
Cellular component (GO): fungal-type vacuole; cell periphery
Source: RefSeq, a predicted model, not a curated record